GCACCCAGCUUGCCGGCACAGUGCACCGCAAGCCGGCCAGCCAUGUUGACCGAAAUACUUAUAUUUGCUUUAACUUCUAUUUUAGCAUACUACUGGUAUGUUUACAAGAAGAUACACAAUCAUUUCAAGGAGAGGGAUGUGAAGUUUCUCCCGGGUAUUCCCGUUUUCGGGAACGCAUACAAGAGCACAUGCCUUAAGAGACAUUUGAUGUACGACUUAGAGGAGGUAUACACAGCAUUUCCCGAUGAAAGAUACAUGGGUUACGUAGAAGGUACGAAGCCGGUCAUACUGGUCCGGGACCCGGAGCUCAUAAAGAAAAUCACGGUUAAAGACUUCGAUCACUUCUUGAACCACACGGACUUCUUCACGCAAGAGAUGGAACCACUUUUCUCUCUGACUCUCAUCAUGAUGAAAGACGAUAAAUGGAAAGACAUGAGAACGUCAUUGAGUCCAGCUUUUACCGGUAACAAGAUGAAGCUGAUGAUGCCCUUUAUCCAUGAGAUCACCAACAACAUCGUAGAUGCAUUGAAAGCACAAAAUGGGAAAGACGUAAAUUUAGAUGACAUCAUGCGUCGUUUCACCACUGACGUUAUAGCUUCCACUGCAUUUGGCCUCCAAGUGAACUCCUUGAAUGAAAGAGACAACGAGUUUUUCAAGUGUGGACAGAAUCUGUUCAAUUUCAACACUUUUCAAAAGAUAUAUUUAUUCUUGUGUGUGCAGUUCCCAAUAUUUACAAAGUUGACAAAACUACGUCUCCGCCCGACAAAAACCACGAAAUUCUUCACCGACAUAGUGACAAGCACCAUGGAGUACAGGGAGAAGAACAACGUAGUUAGGCCAGACAUGAUACACCUACUGAUGCAACUGAACAAAGGAACUUUGGAGUCCAGCAACUCAAAUCCAGAGAAAGACGUCGUUGGUUUUGCGACUGUCCAAGAGGAGAUGAAACCGAGAGGAAAGACAAGAGAGUGGACGAUGCCGGAAAUAGUUGGGCAAGCACUGACGUUCUUCAUUGCGGGCUUCGAGACAACUGCCUCCACUGCCACAAUGUGCCUGCACGAGCUAGCAUUAAAUCCUGAAGUACAAGAGAAACUUUACGAAGAAAUCAAGAAUUUCAGCGAAACUAUAGGGAAACUCUCAUACGAAAACAUCAAUGAACUCAAAUAUUUGGACUGCGUUCUUAAUGAAACCUUCAGGAAAUGGUCUGCAAUCGUAAUGAUGGACAGAGUUUGCACAAAAGAAUACGAGUUGCCCCCACCACAUGAAGGCGGAAAACCAUAUAAAUUGCGACCUGGAGACCUUGUUUACAAUAUCGUAAAUGCCAUCCAUAUGGAUCCGAUGUACUAUCCCAAUCCGGAUGUGUUCGACCCCGAUCGGUUCUCCGAAGAGAACAAACCGAAUAUUCGGCCAUUUACUUUCAUGCCUUUUGGGAUGGGUCCUCGAGCAUGCAUUGGUUCCCGCCUCGCUUUGCUAGAACUGAAGAUGUUGUUUUUCACCUUAAUACUGCAUUUCAAAGUCAUGAAGUGCCCGAGGACAAAGGAUCCUAUCGUAUUAGCGGCCGAUGAUUUCAACAUCAAGUGUUUGGGACACACCUGGCUUAAAUUCGAACCAAGAUCUUAAUCGUGAAUGAUUUAAGAUUGAUGCAAGUUAAUCUUAUACAAAUAAAAUACUUAAAUUGCCUUUUCUGUGACAAUAAGAUAUUUAAAGAAAAUAUAAGUAGAAAAAAAUCCACGCGGACCAGGCAGCAGACGGGACCCGAACCCGCACCCCUCGCAAUCCGGGCGAAUACACCAACCAAUCAUGCCACCGUGGCCCUCACGGACCGCGUCGAAAUUCCUCUAGCCAUUUUUAAGCUGCAAGGCAGCGCCAUCUCUUCGCACUAUAGGCAACCCACAAUGUCCCGUCUGCUGCCUGGUCCUCGUGGAUUUUUUUCUAGUUAUAUUUUCUUUAGAUUUAAACAUCAAGCAGUUACAUGC
Chilo suppressalis (striped riceborer) is the source of this 1976-nucleotide messenger RNA. NCBI's taxonomy places the organism in Eukaryota, Metazoa, Arthropoda, Insecta, Lepidoptera, Crambidae. The record is from the annotation of a GenBank genome assembly.